UUGGCUAAAAAUAAAUACACACCACCAGAGGAGAAGGACGCUCAGUUUUGGUAUGAUUUGGCUCAUGAGGAAAUUGCGAAGCGUAUAGCGCUCCCCCAAGGCGACACCAGGAAGGCGAAGAAUAUUAUAAUGUUCCUGGGCGAUGGCAUGUCUCUGACCACAGUGACUGCCGCAAGGAUACUUCAAGGCCAACGGAAGGGAAACACCGGGGAAGAGGAUGCCUUGAGCUUUGAGAAAUUCCCGCACACUGGCUUGAGCAGGACUUAUUGCGCCAACGCACAAGUACCCGACUCGGCAUGCACCGCUACCGCUUACCUGUGCGGUGUUAAGACAAAUAUUGUGGCCAUUGGCAUUAGUGCCGCAGUAAAUUUCAACAACUGCUCUGGCAGUGAGGAUCCGGCAAACCAAGUCAGCUCCAUUGCUGACUGGGCCCAAAAGAAGGGAAAGGCAACGGGUAUAGUUACAACGACAACUCUUACCCAUGCAAGCCCUUCGGGCGCCUACGCGCAUACCACAAACCGUUUCUUUGAAUCCGAUACGGAUAUUUUGACGUACGGUGAGGGCCAAAACGAUCCUGCUUUCUGCACGGACAUCGCCACCCAGCUGAUAACGCAGGAGCCCGGAAAAAACUUUGAUGUUAUGCUGGGCGGAGGAAUGGGCAAGUUCCUGCCCAACACCAUUACCGACAAGUUCGGCGUGGCUGGAGAACGCUCCGACGGCAAGAACUUGUUCUCCAAGUGGCAAGCUGAUAACCCCGGGGGAGUACUCACUUAUAAUCGCGACCAGCUGCUCAGUGUCGAUGCCACAAAAAUCAGCAAACUGAUAGGUACCUUCAACUCUGGUGUAAUGAAUUUUCAUAAGAUGGCCGAUGCCACCAAGGAGCCCACACUAGCGGAAAUGACGAAAAAGACUAUUGAGGUGCUGAGCCACAAGGGCGGUGAAAAUGGAUUUUUUGUAUUUAUUGAGGGCGGUCUAAUAGAUUACGGAAACCACUAUAACACGCCAGCCUUGGCUCUGGAUGAGACAAUUGAGUUCUCAGAAGCUAUUCAAGUGGCUCUCAACAUGACCAAUCCUGAAGAGACACUAAUCGUAGUUACCUCAGAUCAUGCACAUCCUCUAAGUAUUUCCGGCUACCCAGGGCGCGGUACAAAUAUUUUGGGUCUUAACCAGCAUGACACCGACGUUUAUGGAGUUAAGUACGCCACGCUGAACUAUGCAGUUGGUAUCAAUCAAUACCAGGACGAAAACGGCCAGCGUAUUGACUUGACAGACCAAAUCGACGAACCCCUUUUCAUGGCUCCAAGCUAUAUUAAAGGGGCUAUUGGUGUCCAUGGUGGGGAAGAUGUCGGUAUUUUCGCCAGCGGGCCUCAAAGUCACCUUUUCAGCGGUGUUAUGCAACAGAAUACGAUCCCACAUCUGAUGGCGUACGCGGCUUGUAUUGGCGACGGACCCACUCUAUGUGAUAAUUAA
Messenger RNA from Scaptodrosophila lebanonensis, 1470 nucleotides. Its product is annotated as membrane-bound alkaline phosphatase-like. The transcript has 3 exons. Lineage: Eukaryota; Metazoa; Arthropoda; Insecta; Diptera; Drosophilidae. Bases 130 to 1470 code for a protein of 446 amino acids. Gene Ontology annotation, biological process: dephosphorylation. Gene Ontology annotation, molecular function: alkaline phosphatase activity. The record is from RefSeq and is a predicted model, not a curated record.